AUGAUGAUGAAGCAGAAUAUUGAUCUAAUGGUCUUCGUAUUUGGUGUUGCUUUGGCGUUCAUGCUGGUGGAAAGGCCUGGUGCUGGGAACAGUGAGCAGAAAUUUGUCUGCAUCAAAGUCAGCGCUAUGAAUUCGAAUCUUCUGCCGGCUUCAAGGUAAGGAAAUAUCUAUUUUUUGAAGGAUUUUGUGGCAAAAAAGGCAUCUGUUUUAUAUGCAAAUUUUCAUCGCAAGAGACGUACUUUACAAAAAUAUAAAUCAUUAUUUCAGCAAUCUACACUACUCCGACUCCAGUAACAUCCGUUGUAUGCCCAAAGAAGAGCUGUUUAAAUUGAAAUCCCGAAUUCAAACUAAAGCUGGAAGUGAAUAA
This is a messenger RNA of Bursaphelenchus xylophilus (pine wood nematode), 367 nucleotides long. NCBI's taxonomy places the organism in Eukaryota, Metazoa, Nematoda, Chromadorea, Rhabditida, Aphelenchoididae. The record is from the annotation of a GenBank genome assembly.